This is a messenger RNA of Eimeria mitis, 948 nucleotides long. RefSeq lists its product as uncharacterized. The transcript has 3 exons. The record is from RefSeq and is a predicted model, not a curated record. NCBI's taxonomy places the organism in Eukaryota, Apicomplexa, Conoidasida, Eucoccidiorida, Eimeriidae. The coding region runs from base 1 to 948 and encodes 315 amino acids.
AUGUUGCUGCUGGGAUGCAGAGCCGACGAAGGGCACAGAGGCUUCUAUACCUUUCUCCUGAAACGAGCAGCAGCAGCAGCAGCAGCAGCAGCAGCAGCAGCAGCAGCAGCAACAGCAGCAGCAGCAGCAGCAGCAGCAGGUACAGCUGUCGAGAAGGAGAAGAUACAGAAAAGGAAACAGAAAAGGAGACAGAAAGGAGACCGAAACGGAGACAGAAAAAAAGGAGACAGAAAGGAGACAGAAAAGGAAACAGAAAAAAAGGAGACAGAAAGGAGACAGAAAAGGAGACAGAAAGGAGGCAGAGAAGGAGACAGAAAGGAUACAGAAAAAAAGGAGACAGAAAGGAGACAGAAAGGAGACAGAGAAGGAGACAGAAAGGAGACAGAAAAGGAGACAGAAAUGAGACAUAAAGGAGACAUAAAGGAGACAGAAAAGGAAACAGAAAAGGAGACAGAAGAAAAGGAGACAGAAAAAAAGGAAACGGAAGAAAAGGAGACAGAAAAAGGGGAGACAGAAAAGGAGACAGAAAGGAGAGAGAAGGGAAACAGAAAAAAGGGAGACAGAAAGGAGACAGAAAAAAAGGAGACAAAAAAAGGAGACAGAAAGGAGACAGAGAGACGCCGUGGGUGCUUGCCUGUCUGUCUGUGCGCAGUACCUUCAGAAAGGAGACAGCAGCGCCGUCUUUGGUUUGUCUCUUUUCUCUUUCUGCUGCAUCAACGAGCAGCAGCUGCAGCAGCAGCAAGACAAACAGCAGCAGCAGCAGCAGCAGCAGCAACAACAGCAGCAGCAGCAGCAGCAGCAGCAGAGCAUCCAGGCCGUCUCAGCAGCAACCUGAAACUGCUGCUGCUGCUGCAGCAACACCAGCAGCAGCAGCAGCAGCAGCAGCAGCAGCGGCUGCAGCAGCAGCAAGGCGCUGCAGCAACACCUCCCCCUGAUGGGGGCCGCUAA